CAAUUCAUCUCUAGUCGUGGCGACAAUCACCCGCCAUCAUUCAAUAAUUACGAUUGCUGCACCAUCAACAACAUCAAACACCAUCAUCCCAUUGAAUCAACCAAUUCGAAUUCCAAAAGCGACCACAUUCGUUCCACAGCACUGUAAUCAUUAUUAUCCAACACUGCACGCUCAAAACAGCUGAUACUCAGAUUCUUAGACGUGCGUGUUUCAUGGUCCGAAUUACAUAAAUUUGGUGACAUUGUCGUGAGUUGCCCAAUCAUUCCUUACAUAGCGAAAGUCUGGAAAAACUCCACGCAGCAGCAAUACCUGUCGCAAUGUAUAAAUUGGCUGCCUUAGCGCGCGAGCGCGCCUGCUUCAUUACGUAUCAUUUGGCGAGUUACAACCUGCAACAACAACCGCAACGCCUAUAUAGCACACCUGGACGUCGGCCAGGAUUCUUUUCGCAAUUUAUUGAUAAUGUACGGAGUGAAAUGGACAAGAACAAAGAGAUGAAAGAUAGCAUAAAAAAGUUUCGUGAAGAGGCGCAGAAAUUGGAACAAUCAGAUGCGCUAAAAUCGGCGCGGCAAAAAUUCAACAUUGUUGAAUCGGAAGCGCAAAAGUCUUCCAGCAUACUGAAAGAACAAUUGGGUGCCAUCAAGGAAAAGGUUGGCGAUGUUAUCGACGAUGCCUCCAAAUCGGAUUUGGCCAAAAAAGUUUCUGAGGAGAUCUCCAAAACGGCGAAGGGCGUCAGCGAUACCAUUACAGAUACAAGCGGCAAAUUGGGUCAGUCCGGUGCUUUCCAAGCCAUUUCCGAUACAACGAAAUUAAUAAAAAAGGAAAUGAAUGAGACGAGCAUUGAAAAUCGCGUUUAUUGCUCGCCCGUUACCCUGCGAAAACGCAUACAGGUUGAUUUGUCUGAUAGCUCGAGGGUUGUGGAGGCAAAUACGGAAGCAUUAGGUUUGGAACUUCACAAGGACUCCAAAUUCUACCAGUCUUGGGAGAAUUUCAAGAACAACAAUACGUAUGUGAAUAAAGUACUAGAUUGGAAAGUAAAGUACGACGAAUCGGAAAAUCCUGUCAUUCGAGCCUCCCGUCUGCUCACCGACAAGGUUUCCGAUGUAAUGGGCGGUCUGUUUUCGAAAACUGAGCUGUCUGAGACGAUGACCGAACUAGUCAAGAUCGAUCCGAACUUUGAUCAAAAGCAGUUUUUGUAUGAUUGCGAAAAGGACAUUAUUCCCAAUGUUCUCGAAGCCAUAGUACGAGGGGAUCUGGAAAUUCUGAAGGACUGGUGCUUCGAGAGCACGUACAACAUAAUUGCAACGCCCAUAACGCAAGCGAAAAAGGCUGGCCUAUAUCUGGACUCCAAGAUCCUCGACAUUGAAAACAUUGAGUUAGCAAUGGGUAAAGUCAUGGAACAGGGUCCCGUGCUCAUUAUUACGUUCCAGGCUCAACAGAUCAUGUGUGUACGUGAUCAGAAGGCUCAGGUUGUCGAAGGUAAUCCGGACAAGGUAAUGCGUGUUCAUUACGUUUGGGUGCUAUGCCGUGAUAGAAAUGAACUCAAUCCCAAAGCUGCCUGGCGACUGAUGGAGCUGUCGGCCAAUAGUCAGGAGCAAUUUGUUUAAACGUGCUGCACUCAAUUUACCUGUAAGCAGUUUAAGUUUCUCAUCAUCCCA
This is a messenger RNA of Drosophila hydei, 1655 nucleotides long. Its product is annotated as mitochondrial import inner membrane translocase subunit TIM44. Gene Ontology annotation, cellular component: mitochondrial inner membrane. The record is from RefSeq and is a predicted model, not a curated record. The transcript is spliced from 4 exons. Gene Ontology annotation, biological process: protein import into mitochondrial matrix. Gene Ontology annotation, molecular function: protein-folding chaperone binding. The coding region runs from base 318 to 1604 and encodes 428 amino acids. Lineage: Eukaryota; Metazoa; Arthropoda; Insecta; Diptera; Drosophilidae.